This is a messenger RNA of Lathyrus sativus (Indian pea), 564 nucleotides long. The record is from the annotation of a GenBank genome assembly. NCBI's taxonomy places the organism in Eukaryota, Viridiplantae, Streptophyta, Magnoliopsida, Fabales, Fabaceae.
AUGGAGUUAGGAGGAGGUAGUUGCACAGAUGAAACCACCACAAGCAAUGACUCUCUUUCUCUUUCGGUAUCUCUUAUUCCAGCGAAACUAUCUCCACCACCGCCGAUGAACACACUCAGUCGCGUUGGAAGCGGUGCUAGCGCUGUUAUCGAUCCUGAAAACUGUGUCGGCUCCGGCGAAGUUGAAUCUCAAGAAUUAUCUAACACAAAAUACAAAGGCGUGGUGCCACAGCCGAAUGGACGCUGGGGAGCUCAGAUUUACGAGAAACAUCAGCGCGUAUGGCUUGGUACGUUCAAUGAAGAAGACGAAGCCGCCAGAGCCUACGAUAUCGCCGCCUUGAGAUUCCGUGGAAAAGACGCUGUCACUAAUUGUAAGAGCCUCGGCGGCGUCGAAAACGAUACCGACGAAGCUGAAGCCGAGUUUCUCAACUCGCAUUCCAAAUCCGAGAUCGUUGACAUGCUUCGGAAACAUACGUACGAUGACGAGCUUAAGCAGAGCAUGCGGACCAAUAUUUUGACCAAUAUUUUGACAUCAUCCAACUCGGACCAACUAUUGAAUAUUUAA